AUGUCAUCAUACGCAUUCCUUGUGCAAACUUGCUGGGAGGAGCACAAGAAGCAGCACCCAGAUGCUUCAGUCAAUUUCUCAGAGUUUUCUAAGACAUGCUCAGAGAGGUGGAAGACUAUGUGUGCUAAAGAGACAGGAAAAUUUGAAGGUAUGGCAAAGGUGGACACGGCCCACUAUGAAAGAGAAAUGAAAAGCUAUAUCCCUCCUAAAGGGGAAACAAAAAAGAAGUUCAAGGAUCACAGUGCACCUAAGAGGCCUCCUUCAGCCUUUUUCUUGUUCUAUUCUGAAUAUCACCCCCGAAGCAAAGGAGAACAUCCCAGCCUAUCCGUUGGUGGUGUUGCAAAGGAACUGGGAGAGAUGUGGACUGGCCCUGCUGCAGGUGACAAGUAG
Messenger RNA from Lemur catta (Ring-tailed lemur), 390 nucleotides. RefSeq names its product high mobility group protein B1-like. Gene Ontology annotation, molecular function: DNA binding, bending. Lineage: Eukaryota; Metazoa; Chordata; Mammalia; Primates; Lemuridae. Gene Ontology annotation, biological process: regulation of transcription by RNA polymerase II. The record is from RefSeq and is a predicted model, not a curated record. Bases 1 to 390 code for a protein of 129 amino acids. The transcript has a single exon.